CUCUGCACCCUGCAGCACGCAGGGAAGGCUCUCCAACAGCCGAAAGCAAACGGCCAGGACCCCCAGCCAUGCAGCACAGCAGCACAGAGCAGAGGACGCCGCAGCCCAGCAGGGUCAGCCCCCGAUGCCCCGCAGGAAGGCGGUGCCGGCGCUGGGCAGCCUCUGCCUGCAGAGUUUGGUGCAGCACAUGCAGAGCGUGUGGGUGAAGGAUUACAGCGACAACUACCUGGACGAGUACAGCUUCCGCUUCGUCAUGGGCCCCUUCAACGACCUGGCCGGCACGUUGGUGCAGGAUCUCAUCCGGCUGCUGGGCGAGAGCCGCCGCCUGUCCCGCGCUGCGCUGCAUCUGCUGCUGCUGCCCCACCUGCAGGAGCUGAGUCUGCAGCACUGCCACAGCCUGGUCAGCAACGCCAUCGGGCAGCUCAUCGGUGUGCGCUGCAAGAGCCUGAGCGCGCUGGACCUGCACGGCUGCAGCCGUCUGUCGGCGGACGUGCUGGUGGACCUGGUGGAGGAGCUGCCCCUGCUGAGCCGCCUGGGGCUGGCGGACACUCAGACCAACGUGCAGGUGCUGGCGGCCGUGGGCUCGAGCUGCCGCCGCCUGCGGGAGCUGGACGUGUCCCGCUGCAGGAAGGUGACGCCCCGCGCCCUGCUGCACUUGGCCUACGACACGUUGGAACGGACCCCGGGCUGCCCGGCGCUCCGCGUCCUCGUGGCGCGGGGCCUGGAGCCGGCGGGGGGCGGCGCGGUGCCGGCGGUGUCGUUCGUGCUGCUGGCGCUGCCGCUGCUGGAGGUGCUGGCGCACGGCGACGUACCGGCCGCGCUCGGCCUCCUGCACUCGGGGCGGCUCGACGGCGCCGCAGCCGCGGACGGUUUCCCGUCGCUGCGGGAGCUGUUGGGGCGGCGCGGCGGGACCCCGGUCACGCUGCCGCUGCGGCGCCUGGAGGAGCUGACGGAGCCGGAGCUGGCGGCCGCGCUCGCCGUGUGCCCCGACGCCGAGGACGUUUCCGCGUCCCUCGGGGACGGUGCGACGGGCGGCUGGGACGCGCUGCCGCGCUGGGGCCGCCUGACGCGGCUGGAGCUGUCGUGCUCGGGGCCGCGGGGCCGGGCGCUGCUCGAGGCGCUGCCGCUGUUCCGCCGGUUGGGCUCUCGGCUGCAGAGCCUGGCGCUGCACGGCUUCGUGCUGCACGACGAGCUCGCCCUGUGCGAGCUGCUCGGCCUCUGCCCCGACCUGCGGGACUUCAGCGCGGAGCUGCUGCCCCCGACAACGACCCGCCCCGACAACGACCCGCCCGAGGAGCCGCCGCGCUGGGACACGGAGCUGCUGCCCGUCGGGCUGCCCCGCCUGCUGCGCUUCUCCCUGGCGCUGCCCGGUCCCGUCCCGGCGCCCCACGGGCAGCUGCUGCGAGCCACGCUGGCGUCGUUGCUGUGCCGCUGCCCCCGCCUGCAGAGCCUGCGCCUGCUCGGCAUCGCGCUGCCGCUGGACUCGGUGUUCGAGACGGUGUUGGCCGCCCCGGGGCCGCCGCUGCGGGAGCUGCAGGAGCUGUCGCUGGUCGAGAGCCGCGUGUCCGCUCGCACCGUGCGGCUGCUGUUGGCUUCCGACGGCCGCCUGCGCCGCCUCGACGUGUCCCGCUGCCGGGACGUGCAUCGCCGCGACUACGACGGCUUCGUGCAGACCGUGCGGAAGCAGCGGCUGGACCUGGACAUCAGCUGGGAGUAGCGCUCACACCGAGGCCUUUAAUAAAGCACCCGCACCGCG
This is a messenger RNA of Coturnix japonica (Japanese quail), 1756 nucleotides long. RefSeq lists its product as uncharacterized. The record is from RefSeq and is a predicted model, not a curated record. Lineage: Eukaryota; Metazoa; Chordata; Aves; Galliformes; Phasianidae. Gene Ontology annotation, cellular component: SCF ubiquitin ligase complex. Gene Ontology annotation, biological process: SCF-dependent proteasomal ubiquitin-dependent protein catabolic process.